AUGGCACUGAGUUUUAUAGGAAAACCAAUAUCUCUCAUAUCUCAUUCCGAUGUACGGUAUCGGGGAAUACUGGCGGGCAUUGACCCUGCUGCUUCCACGAUCCAACUCUCAAAUGUGUUCUCUAUGGGUACAGAGUCGAGAAGGCCACCCUCAGAAUUCAUUCCUCCCGUCCAAGAACCAUACCAAUACAUAAUUUUUCGCGCGUCUGAGGUCAAAGAUCUUGCAGUCGAUGAACCAGCUCCUCUUCGUAGUGUUCAUGACGAUCCUGCAGUGCUGGGGGCGUCUGCUCCUGGAACCCAACCUCAGUACGGCGCAUACGGCGGUCCCCAAUACCAGCAGCCUGUCGCGGCCCAGCCGCCACCACCUCAAGUUCAGGCUCCUGCUUAUCCUCAGCCCGUGCCAGUACAAGAUGCGCCAGCUCCUCCGAUGGUCCCCGUCGUACAAACGAAUGACGCACCAGGCCCUAGCACUGGCCCGAGCCGUGUCAAUUCGGUGCACACCGCUGCUGCUUCAAUGGAAACAGUUCAACGCGCUUUAGGAGACUUACGUGGAUCUGGCAAUGCUGUGCCCACGCAUGGAGGUCGUGGCGGCCGGCGUGGUCAUCACGGCCAUGGUGGGGAGACCAAAGAUAUUAAGGUACCUUCAACAGAUUUCGAUUUCCAGAGCUCGAACGCUCGGUUCGACAAGACGGCAGUUGCACCAAAGAAGAAGGAUGGCGACAAUGAGAAUGACGUUCCCUCCGACCGUGACUCGUCGACGGACAAAAAGGAUGAUAAGGAAGAUGUGGCCUAUAACCCAACGAAGUCAUUUUUCGAUUCUUUAUCGUCUUCAACGCAGGCUGCUCCACCACCAACACGAGGCACCGGUGGACGGCGAGGUGGUGGAGGCAGAAAUCGUAGGGAGGAAGAGAGGGAGCGUAACGUUGCUACAUUUGGUGAGCCUGGGGGUGUAGGACUGAUGGGCCCAGGCGCUUAUGUCGGAGGUUGGGGUGGAUAUGGACGACGAGGAGGACGUCCAAGGGGGCGUGGUGCGCCUCCCGUCGGGGGCCGUUAG
This is a messenger RNA of Suillus subaureus, 1053 nucleotides long. Its product is annotated as Scd6-like Sm domain-containing protein. The transcript is spliced from 5 exons. Gene Ontology annotation, cellular component: P-body. Bases 1 to 1053 code for a protein of 350 amino acids. Gene Ontology annotation, molecular function: mRNA binding. Lineage: Eukaryota; Fungi; Basidiomycota; Agaricomycetes; Boletales; Suillaceae. The record is from RefSeq and is a predicted model, not a curated record. Gene Ontology annotation, biological process: cytoplasmic stress granule assembly; P-body assembly.